This is a messenger RNA of Puccinia graminis f. sp. tritici CRL 75-36-700-3, 1926 nucleotides long. RefSeq lists its product as uncharacterized. The record is from RefSeq and is a predicted model, not a curated record. Gene Ontology annotation, cellular component: mitochondrion. NCBI's taxonomy places the organism in Eukaryota, Fungi, Basidiomycota, Pucciniomycetes, Pucciniales, Pucciniaceae. The transcript has 15 exons. Gene Ontology annotation, biological process: lactate catabolic process. The coding region runs from base 1 to 1833 and encodes 610 amino acids. Gene Ontology annotation, molecular function: FAD binding; D-lactate dehydrogenase (cytochrome) activity; D-lactate dehydrogenase (NAD+) activity.
AUGCGGACUCUACUCAGCGGCUGGCGAGCCUUGCAGUCAGGAACCAUCGGCCAACGAUCAUCGAGGACUUCCAGGACGAACACAAGCAUCAUUACCGUGUCAGGAGCCGUGUCCAGAGGUCUCCGGCAUCAAAGCAAUCAUCAUCAAGGAUCCUCAUUUGGCUCAAAUCAGCACAAUGGCUCGGUUCUUCAAGGCAGGCAGAGGAUGGCUGAACAGAAAUGGUCGACUAGCAUGGUCUUCCUAACUUCGACCUUGAUCGGAUCAAUCAUGUAUGUGGUCGGGAUCAACGUCCAAUUGAAACAAGCCGAUGGACUGGCUAGUAAGACGGCCGACGAGAAAUUCCCGAGCGUCCCUCAACCGUCCCCGGAGGACUUCAGGACGGCCUUGGAGAAGAUCCAGAAGAUCUUGCCCGUAGACUGUGUCAGUUGGCAUCGAGAAGACUUGCUCUAUCAUGGCACUUCCCCUUGGACUUAUCAUCAUCCUGAUUGUCUUCCUGGGGCAGUCCUCUAUCCAAGAUCGACAGAAGAUGUAUCGAAAAUAGCCAAGAUCGCAUACAAGUACGGGAUACCGAUCGUGCCUUUCUCCGGUGGGACAUCUCUCGAAGGCCACUUCAAUGCCCCUUCAUCUAAUCCACAAUCGACCGUUCAAAACAAUCAGCCGGAUGGGGAUCAUACUCAGCUUCUUCAACCCGGUCACUCUUUCACACUCGAUUUCUCCAGAAACAUGGACAAGAUAAUCUCCAUUCAUGAGUCAGAUUUGGAUGUCGUCGUCCAGCCUGGGAUCAGUUAUGAAAACCUGAACGAUCAACUCAAACGCACUGCUUCUUCUCACAAGCUUUUUUUCCCCGUAGAUCCUGGUCCAGGUGCACAAAUCGGUGGUAUGAUUGGCACGGGAUGUUCAGGUACCAAUGCUGUCAAGUAUGGCACGAUGCGGGAAAAUGUGAUCAACAUGACUGUAGUUUUGGCGAACGGAGAAGUGAUUAAGACUCGGCAAAGAGCCAAGAAAUGUGCGGCCGGUCCUGACUUGGGGAAGCUCUUCAUUGGCUCUGAGGGGACUCUGGGGCUAGUGACUGAGGUGACGCUGAAGCUACAGCCGGUCCUGCCGACUUCCGUCGGCGUAACCCAUUUCAAAAACGUUGAUGCUGCGACGAAAACCGUCUUGGAGUUAAUCAAGGAGGGCGUCUCGUUGGCUUGCAUUGAAUUGCUUGAUGAUCAGAUGAUGAAGGCUAUCAAUCAUAGCUCGAGUGGGCUAAAUUGGGAUGAAAAACCUAGUUUAUUUCUCAAGUUUACCGGGACUUUGGAACAAAUCAAAUCGGAUGAAGAACUCACAGUGAAGAUUCUGAAAAGGAGCGGUGGAUCGAAGAUGAGAAUAGCAAAAACGGAUGCGGAAGCUGAGGAGAUCUGGCACGCCAGGAAGGUUUGUCUCUGGUCAACACUCGACUACAUGCCUGGUCAUCGGGCAUGGACGACUGACGUCUGUGUGCCGAUAUCCCAUCUGCCGCGCCUGAUCUCAGAGACAAAGACGGACAUCGAAGCCCGGAAUCUCAAGGCUACGAUGUUGGGACACGUCGGAGAUGGGAAUUUCCAUUGCAUAAUCCUCUUCAAGGACGAGGAGGAACUCGCGAGAGUCAGGGAAUGCGUUCAUCAAAUGGUCGAACUGGCCCAAGAUCUCGAUGGCACUUGUACAGGAGAACAUGGUGUCGGCAUCGGAAAGAUUGUUCAUUUGGAGAGAGAAUUAGGGAAAGGGACGAUUGGGGUUUUGCGGAACCUUAAGAAAACUCUGGAUCCGAAAAACAUCUUGAAUCCUGGGAAACUGAUUCCUCCUCCUCCAUAGUUGAGAUUUGGGAUGGGUGUAUGGUGGAGAGCCUUCAAGAUACCUCAGAGAAAGGAUUUCUGGCUGAAAGAGAAACAUCACCUUUGGACUCAA